Nymphalis io (European peacock) is the source of this 2019-nucleotide messenger RNA. RefSeq lists its product as uncharacterized. The coding region runs from base 1 to 1875 and encodes 624 amino acids. The record is from RefSeq and is a predicted model, not a curated record. Lineage: Eukaryota; Metazoa; Arthropoda; Insecta; Lepidoptera; Nymphalidae. The transcript has a single exon.
AUGUUCGGUGUCGUGUUGUUGACGAGUACGUUCAUUGCGAUCGCUAACGCGCGCAUUUACGAGCGAUGUGAACUCGCCCGUGACCUGUUGAAAAUCGGUGUGAAAAGGGACGAUGUGGCAACAUGGGUCUGCAUCGCUUUCCACGAGUCCAGAUUUGAUACGGCAGCUCGGAAUCCUCACAGUGGCGACCACGGGUUGCUACAAAUCAGUGAGCUGUACUGGUGCGGUCCCGGCAAGGCUUGUGGUGUUCCGUGUUCAGCAUUUCGCAACGAAGAUAUAUACGAUGACGUUCAAUGCGCUUUACGAAUUCACGAGGAACACACGCGCCUUCAAGGAAACGGUUUCCUGGCAUGGGUAGUGUACCCGCAUCACUGCAAGCACAAUGCAAAGAAAUAUAUAGUCGACUGUGACACUUCUAUAAAACAUGCACCUGCAAAAUUUGAUGAUAGAGCACGGCAUAUAAAAACAUUUGAGCGUAAUGAUACAGGCCCGCAGAUUGUAAAUUAUCCAGAUAUUGAUAAAUUGAAACCGCCUUAUCUAGCUGUUAAUGAAUUAUUUAAAGGAAAUAACAUGAACGAAUUUGAAAAGAGUUAUUAUAAUAAUAAAGGGCCGUUAAAUUGGCUAAAUUUUAAAAUUAACAACAUAGAUAGUUUGAAGUUACCAGACUUAUCUAAAAGAGGCCAUUUUGAAUUUACAGCACCAUCUCUGUCUACUACCACAUCGUAUCCAGCAUUCAUUGAAAUAAAACCACCAUCGCCCAGAAAAAUAGAGUCUAAUCAAUUCCGCCGAAGAAUGAUGAACUUAGAAACAAUAUCUACAAAAAGUAACGUUAAAAAUGAUUAUCUGUUUAGAAAAGCUUUCGGCGAAGUUUCGUCCAAUAAUAACGUAUACGAAGAAAUCGAUCUAUCCCAUAAUCCUUUUAUCAAUUUGCAAAAGAUAUCUGCAAAGUCUUCCACAGAAAUACCUUAUCGUACGAGAGGCUUGUCCAGCUAUAAUAAAAAUUAUAUAAAUUAUUUUGUCUCAACUACGCCUCGAACAAUUACAAGUACUACGUUUGAAAGAUCGAAGUCAUCCGAGAAAAGAGUGCCCAUACAAAAACAAAACUUUGGCUUACAAACAACAACGCCAAAUACGAUUACUUCAAGAAGAGGAAAAUCUCGUUACGUGCCAGAAAACAACAACCAUAUUUAUUCAAAACUUCAUCUUCCUUCUACUAUAACGUCGGCGUCAUUAGCGGUCGCUCAAUUCGAUGAAAACAACAACGCAAAAGUUAAUGUUAAUUAUAACAUUUCAAUGGAUAGUUCAAACAAGAGCGAACAACGUCAACUUAAAUCACUUGAAACAACAGCAUCUCCAACAACUUUUACACGGACUAAUUCAUUUAACAAAUCUAUGGAUACAAUGGAAAACAAACCGUUUACUGCUUUGGAUGGGGGAAUCCUUUCUUCCGAAAAAACUCGAAAAUAUGAAAGUACACCGAAGACUCGAACUGCGAAUAGAUCAAUAGAAAUGUUAGGAUCAUCUACAAGAUACAACUGGGACAGUUUGCGUUAUAUUCACACAACAUUAUCGACACCUCAAACCGUCUGGACAACUAAAAGCCGAGCCUCUACACCGACCACUAUAGCACCCACAACUGAAAGAAUAGUUUCUACAAAAAAAGUUACGUCUUUUACACAAACUUCAGCUGAUCCUACACCCACUGUUAAAUCCACACAAUCUAUAUUUGACUUGUAUUUGAAUCCUACUAAGGCUACAUUAAGGCCUUUUAAAUUUACUUCAUUUGAAAACAGUCCGUUUAGAGUCAGAAUAUUUUCAGAUGGUACCACCACUUCGCCUCUUUCUUACCAUGCUUCAAAGAAGCUCAAGCUAUAGUUAUUAUAUUAGAAGACUUAUUUAGACAUAUAUAAUAAUGAUACUGCCAUAUUCAGUUGUGAAAAAAAGGUGAAAAUAUAUUUUAUCUUAAGAGUUGAACCAAAAAGCAUUUACAAGUAUAUUUUUAAUUAUACAUUUAAUAGA